Molecule: messenger RNA, 1509 nt
Organism: Phycodurus eques (leafy seadragon)
Lineage: Eukaryota; Metazoa; Chordata; Actinopteri; Syngnathiformes; Syngnathidae
Gene: ldlrad2
Product: low density lipoprotein receptor class A domain containing 2
Exons: 5
Coding region: 112-1260 (382 amino acids)
Molecular function (GO): protein binding
Source: RefSeq, a predicted model, not a curated record
GAAAAUCCUCCUACAAACUGAAGUCCAAACUUUGGGAUCAUUUCACGUUGGAGUGAGAAUGGCGCUAGUAUCUCCUCUGUGAGUCUGUCCUAAUUCACGCAUCCAGCUUGGAUGAUGGAGAUUCUGGUCUCGCUGUUACUCCCACUCUGCUUGAUGAGCCUACGCGGGUCAGCCAUCGACACAGUGAAUGUGGUGGACUUCUGCGGUCAGACCAUUCGGGGGGAUGGCAUGAUCAUUAACUCCCACCAGGAAUCUAAAAAGUAUUACUUUGUAACAAUGGGGACCGACUGCCACCUCACCAUGCAGGCCAGCUCCCCAAAGGACAAGGUCCAGUUCCACUUUCGCUUUUUCCUUGUCUACAGUUUGUUGCGAGUAGCCCCUCUGAGCCCAGCCCCUCUGUUACCUGAGUCCCCACGUGGCUCUGCUCCUCUAAACCCCAAACUGGAGCCAACCUCAGGGGAAAGCUCAGGGGAUCCCUGUCAUGCAGGCUCUUUUGUUCAGUUUUAUGAUGGAUGGGACAGAAACGCUCCACCUCUUGGGCCUCCGCUUUGUGGAAAGAGUCCACCUCGGCCAGUGCUGUCGACAGGAAACUACCUGACCCUGCGACUUGUCACCCGGGGGACUCAGCCCAGAGUGGACUUUGUGGGGGACUUCACAUCAUUCAGACUUGGAUUCAACCAAUCAUUUUGCAGCAGUGAGCCUUACUUCACUUGCAGAAAUGGGAAGUGUAUCCCACUCAGUCUGGUGUGUGAUGAUAAGGGAAUUGACAACUGCGGGGAUGGAAGUGACCUGGAAGAAAAUCUAACAACAGGGUGUAAAGCAGGUCAACUGCUACCUCCCGAGCCACCACCGCCAAUCGCAACCCCACCUCCAUCUUUUGUAAAUCCACCCACAGUGCCAAUUCCCACACACUUCAAUUGUGGAAUUGCAGAGAGCACUCCUAGUUAUGAGUCGGUGUCGGACACUCCAGGCUCUGUCUCCUUGUUUGUUCUCUUCAUUAUCCUGGGGGUGGUGGUGGGAUUUGCAGUGCUCUGCUGGUGCUGCUGGUCCCCAGGCUGGUUCCUAUGGCGCAUAAGUAUUGUCCGCUUUUUGCCGUGCUGCAACUCGGCCUGCGCAACGUGCCAACUCUGCGCUCGCAGCUGCACUCACAGCAAGGAGCACCGCCCGGCAAAAGUCACCCCACAGUCACAGGCGAAUGGGACACCAACAGGUGUGGUAGUCACCAAUGCAGAUGAAACUCUGUCCACUGCUGCACUUUAGACAAAAUGACUGUGUUCUUGAUCCCAUUUGGCAAAAAAGACAAUUGGGUCUAGUGUGAUCAGUCAUCAGUGAUUACUGAACAUGGACACUGACUGUAUUGAGCACAGCUACCUUUUUGGGGAAAUGGUUCUAUAAAAUAGUGAAAGCAUUUGACGAGAGGAAAAACUGUUUAUGUGCUUUACAUUGAUGUGUUUAUGAGAAGCAGGGUGUAGAAUUAUGUUUGAUUGUAUUAAACUUCUGAAUCCUCAC